AUGGACCCGGUACCAGCGCCCCGCGGGGAGCCCUCGUCGUUGCAGAAGAUCGAGGUGGAUGCCGCCAAUAUCGCCUCCGCCGCGGAUAUGGACGACGAGACGAAUCUCACGACGGAGACGGUGGUCGCGGUGGAGAAAGACGUGUCUCAGUCGGAGUACGAGACCGAUAGCGAUGCCUCGGGCGACGAGUGGGAGACCCAGUCUCUCUACGAGGACGCCAUCCAGGUUCUGCGCGAUGAUCAGCUGCGCGAUGGAGUACCCGAUGCUUGCACCUUGGAAGAAGCCGUUGCUUUUCGAAAUCGGCUCCAUGAAAUCGGCAAGGCUGCCUUUGUUGGCGAAACCAUCGGCCAGGAUACAGUAACCGCUAAGAAGCUCUGCACGGCGUUCGGCAUCUUGCCCCCGCCUUUCCUCGAAGGCGCGCCGGAUGAGGCGUAUCAUCCUCUUCUAGCGAUCGCGAUCUCGCGGGAAUUCUCCAGGCGCCAGAAGCUUCCCCAAUACAACACGAUCGAGGAUGCGGUCAGAUUGCUUCAAGAAUCCAAAAAUAUCGUCGUGCUGACAGGUGCCGGCAUCUCUACGAGUCUCGGUAUUCCCGACUUUCGAUCGAAAGACACCGGACUGUAUUCGCAGUUGGAGCAUCUCGGUCUGAGCGACCCGCAGGAAGUCUUUGACAUUCAGGUCUUCCGCGAGGACCCCAGUAUCUUCUUCUCGAUCGCAAAGGACAUCUUGCCUACCGAGAAGAAAUACUCGCCGACCCACGGGUUCAUUCGGCUGCUGCAGGACAAAGGGAAACUCCUCACCAACUACACCCAGAACAUUGACAACAUCGAGGCCAAUGCAGGCGUGCUUCCCGAAAAGAUCGUCCAAUGCCAUGGCUCUUUUGCAUCCGCCACGUGCGUGAAGUGCAAGUAUCAAGUCCAGGGCGAUGCAAUCUUUGACGAGAUCAAGAAGGGGGUCAUUCCUGAGUGUACGGUGUGCCGCGAGAAGAUCGCAGAGGAAGCCUUGAAGGCGCAGGGCAUGAAGCGCAAACGUAGCACUAAUGGAACGCACAAAAACCGCAAGAAUGACGGCGAGGACAGCUCGGAAGAAGAGGAUUAUGAAAUUCCUACUCCGGGCGUGAUGAAGCCGGACAUCACUUUCUUCGGCGAGGAUCUUCCCGACGAGUUCGGCCAUCGUCUUCUCCACCAUGACCGUGACCAGGUGGAUCUGGUGAUUGUCAUUGGGACCUCGUUGAAAGUAGCCCCUGUAGCGGAAGUGCCGGGGGUGCUGCCUCGCACCGUGCCUCAGAUCUACAUUUCUCGCACCCCUGUAUCGCACACUGGCUUCGAUAUCGACUUGCUGGGCGACUGCGACGUGGUGGUGUCUGAACUUUCUCGCCGAGCUGGCUGGGACUUGAAGCACGAGAUGAUUCCCCAGGGCGAGAAGGUUGAGGUGACUCCAGUGGAAGGAUAUGAAUCACGACAUGUGUUUAAGGUUGUUGGCGCAUAG
This is a messenger RNA of Aspergillus melleus, 1485 nucleotides long. RefSeq names its product putative histone deacetylase SIR2 (gene SIR2). NCBI's taxonomy places the organism in Eukaryota, Fungi, Ascomycota, Eurotiomycetes, Eurotiales, Aspergillaceae. Gene Ontology annotation, molecular function: NAD+ binding. The coding region runs from base 1 to 1485 and encodes 494 amino acids. The record is from RefSeq and is a predicted model, not a curated record. The transcript has 5 exons.